AUGUCGGAUCAAAGCGCAAAACGGCAACGUUUGGACUCGAUAGGAAGAUUCUCACCCGCCAGCCCGCCCUUUGACGUCGCUGCCAAGGCGAGCGGCCAGACGACGAAGACGCCCAUUCACCCUCGAACGCCCACAUCACCACCUUAUUCCUCGAUGAAUUCGCAAUCCCAUGGAGGUUUCGCCCCGACUAACUCGACGGCGUCGUCGGACCGCUCCCCGCAAUCCUCGCUGCCAACCUCUCACUCUCUCUCACAGUCGGCAACAUCGGCAUCGAACCAGCAUCCCUUCCCGACCCCCGCGAGCACUGCAGGCUUCAUGUCUAGUGCCAACAUCGACAGCGAUGGCGAUGCGACGAUGGAGGAGAGCGUAGACGAUGACACUACACGGUUAGCUGAUCACAGGCUGUCCAACCACAACCGGCAAGGGGAAUCGCCAUACACCGAAGACGGUCGACUACGAGCUGCCCAAGGUAUUAGCGGCAACCAAUUGUUCAAACUCAACAAUGAAAGGAUAGAGAUAUCACGGCCGCACCCUUCGGAAAAUUUCAUCACACUUUAUAGGCUCACGCCGCUCGCCAGCUCAGUAGCGCGCAAUGAUCCGGUAACAGGCGAGAAGAUUAACAAGCUUCGCAAAUCCUACGAGGGUCAUAUAAAGCAGAUGCAGAUUGCCGGCAAGCCAAAGGCGACCAAGAUGGACGGUGUCUUCCGUAAUCUGUUGCUGAUGCCCGAAGAGAUUUGGCAAUCGCAACACGUGCAAAAUAGAGAGCCUGAGAAGAAGGCAUUGACACCAGAUGGUACAGCAUUGGGCUCGGACUUCAGCAGACUUCUCGACGACGCAUUCGCAGGCACCGCUCCUGGGUCUCUUCCCAACGCAGAAGCUGCCAAAUACAAGGCGUAUCUCGGUACAGACGAUACAGCAAAGCCGAAACCACAAGAUGUACCACCACAGCGGGCAACACCCUUCACUUCGUCCGCACCAACACCAACCAACCACAUGAACAGAGGCGCAGUGAGACCAGAGCGAUCCAGCUCAAAGCGUGGCUACACCGACGCUGCAUUCCAAGGCUACGGCGAAGGCUUUGGGGACGACUACGCAGACUCAACCGGAGGCGAAGACACACCAGGAGGGAACAUGGCGAACAAGAGACGAAAGCUCCAAUUUGAACGAACAUCACAUUCAGUCGAAGUAGGCGGCGCACGACGAUAG
Alternaria atra is the source of this 1206-nucleotide messenger RNA. RefSeq lists its product as uncharacterized. The record is from RefSeq and is a predicted model, not a curated record. Gene Ontology annotation, biological process: regulation of transcription by RNA polymerase II. Gene Ontology annotation, molecular function: transcription coregulator activity. The transcript has a single exon. The coding region runs from base 1 to 1206 and encodes 401 amino acids. NCBI's taxonomy places the organism in Eukaryota, Fungi, Ascomycota, Dothideomycetes, Pleosporales, Pleosporaceae. Gene Ontology annotation, cellular component: mediator complex.